UUUCGAUGCUUUCUCGCAGCCUGUCAUCCCAGGUGAGAGACUAUCUGUCACUGUCUCUGUUUACCAUGAUGUAUUGCUGCUUUCCAAUUGGGCUAUUUGCUUUCUUUUACUCACUGAAGGUUCGCGAGGCCAAUUUGCUUGGUGACCAAACUCAAGCGCAGCGAGCAUCUCGUAUUGUCCGUAUACUGAACGUAGUGUCAGUUAUUGUCGGUUUUGUCACUAUUGGAAUCCUUGUGCUUGUGGUAUUAUUAGCAGCCUGAACACUCGAAUUGUUGAACUGCAAGGCAAAGUUUUAUUCUAGUUGAUAUUGCGUGAUUUACUUUUGAGUCUAGAGUAUACCGUAUCUACCAAAGUCUGAAAUAUGUUUUGCAUAUAUAUCUGCUUUUUAGCAGUAACUUUACUGUAAACAUAUAGUAAUCAGCUUACCAAUCAAA
Messenger RNA from Corticium candelabrum, 434 nucleotides. Its product is annotated as synapse differentiation-inducing gene protein 1-like. NCBI's taxonomy places the organism in Eukaryota, Metazoa, Porifera, Homoscleromorpha, Homosclerophorida, Plakinidae. The transcript is spliced from 3 exons. Bases 6 to 260 code for a protein of 84 amino acids. Gene Ontology annotation, cellular component: membrane. The record is from RefSeq and is a predicted model, not a curated record.